Molecule: messenger RNA, 1152 nt
Organism: Corylus avellana
Lineage: Eukaryota; Viridiplantae; Streptophyta; Magnoliopsida; Fagales; Betulaceae
Source: RefSeq, a predicted model, not a curated record
GUUUCACAACGAAUUCUCUGAGCACUUGCCAAUGCCGGCAUUACUUUUUAGAUUUUUUUUAAAUCUCUCCUGAAACACAGCUCUCAGAAAUGGCGGAAGACCCCUCUACGGCGUCGUCUCGAUCUCAACCUCCGUCUUCUUCUUCUGCGCAGAAAUCUCCCUCCGAAGACAUUCUCCCGCAAUCGCAGGUUCCAAUAUUCUCCAAUUUUCCAGCUUUCCCAAAUGGUGAUUUUCAGAUGUUCCCAGUCAUGUACCCUGCACUUGUUCCAGGCUUAAAUAAUUUACAAAAUCAAGAACAGAUAAAUCGUGGAUCAGGCAUUUAUGCUGUUCCCGUUUUUUCAUGUAUGGGGCAUGUUACAGGACUUCCAUCUAACACUCUUGUUCCUCUUACAUACAAUAUACCCACUAGACAAAGUCCUGAGGCUGGGUCUGUGGGUGAAGAGCGUGGGCAAGCGGGCCAACAGCAGCAACAACCUGCACCUCAAAGACAAGUCGUUGUAAGGAGAUUUCAAAUUGCUUUUCAGCUUGAUUUGUUGCUUAUUCUAAAGCUGGCUGCAGUAAUCUUUUUGUUCAACCAAGAUGGUUCAAGACAGAGGCUUGUUGUCCUUGUAUUUUUUGCUUCACUUGUCUACUUGUACCAAACUGGAGCACUCACACCAAUAGUACGAUGGCUUUCACAAGGCAUGCAGAGGGCAGCUGCGCCUCCACCAAGACCUGCUGUCGGGGCUGAGAAUGUUCCUCCUGCUGCAAGACAGGGAGUUGAGAAUGCUGCUGUAGCAGAAGGUCAACCAGGAGCUCAGGUGGAGAAUCAGGCUGGGGAUGGCGGAAAUCAGGCAGUUGAGAAUGAGAAUGUGGCAGAAGCUGGUGGAGGCAAUGGUGGUGCUAAUCACUGGUGGGGAAUCGUGAAGGAGAUCCAGAUGAUUGUCUUUGGUUUUAUUACUUCCCUUCUCCCUGGCUUUCACAACAUAGAUUAGAUCAGACUUUGCAGGCGAGCAACCCUCCAUAAUGAAUUCAGAAGCUGGUAAAAUGUUUCUUAGUUUUUCAAAUAAAUGUAAAGUAUUUAAAGUAUUUAUUAUCCCCAUAAUUACAACUUGAAGCAUACUGUUGUAUGGUAUAUGAAUUAUGAUGUAGUGGCUUUUAGUUAUGGGUUUU